Molecule: messenger RNA, 1002 nt
Organism: Hibiscus syriacus
Lineage: Eukaryota; Viridiplantae; Streptophyta; Magnoliopsida; Malvales; Malvaceae
Product: protein NETWORKED 1B-like
Exons: 2
Coding region: 14-826 (270 amino acids)
Molecular function (GO): actin binding
Source: RefSeq, a predicted model, not a curated record
UCCUCUCGUUUCAAUGGAGAUUUCCGCAACAUCUGGAAUCCCACAGCAGUCCCAAUGGCUUCAAAUUACUCUGUCAGAUUUGGACAAGAAAAUGAAAGCCAUGAUGACCCUACUUCAGGAAUCUGAUGAAUCUAAACCUUCAUCCCAAAACUUCGAUGGUUCUAACGACUGGAAACAAGAACUCGUAAAAAUGUUGUCAGAGUUAAACAGAUCAUACUGUUCUUUAGCACAUAAGCAUGACCAGUUGAGGUCGAAAUCUCGAAAUCUACCUCAUUCUGGGUCUUCAUCAUUGUCCUCUAACUCAACAGAAAUCCAACAGGCCAUCGAUCAAAGAAGGGUCCUACAGGCCUCUAAUGAUCCUAUAUGGGAAGAUUCCGAUACUUGCCACGAAUCCGUCCUUGAUGAUUAUGAUCAUGAACAUUAUAGAUCCGACUUCGAACAUCUGAACAAGUUAGCAGAUGAUCUGGUAUUAACGGAACAUUGCAAUAUGGCUUUCAUGAGAAAAUCUGAAGAAAAAAUUAACCGAGAAUUUUCGGAUGGAGAGGAAGUUGUGGAGUUUCAAAAGGUGAAUACAUGGUUUGGAGUUACAGAGCUUAUGGAAGAGACUCUGCGGCAGCAAGCAGAACUAUUAAGAAGGAAUGAGGAAAAGCGAGAAACCAUCAAUCGGUUACGGAUGAAACUUGAGCACUUAAAGAGUGAGAACAAGAUCCUGCACCUGCAGAAAUGCCUCUAUUGCUCAAACAUUGGUUUAAAGCGCAAUCAUUCUCAGAGAUCAAGAUCAACAAGACUAUCUGUAGGCAGAUUUUUCAAUGGAGGUUGUUCAUAGUUUUUUUUUCUCUUUGUUUUUCGAUUAGCAUCGUUACAUUGGUAACUCCAAGAAUGGUCUAUAAGUUGUCUGAGAUUUCUUCUAUGGAUUCAAUAAUCAAUCUACCACGCAUUUAGAUGUGCUGAACUCACACAGGUAGAAGGUGAUGUAUCCCUUCAAUAACUAAUAGGAAAACC